Molecule: messenger RNA, 1631 nt
Organism: Lytechinus pictus (painted urchin)
Lineage: Eukaryota; Metazoa; Echinodermata; Echinoidea; Temnopleuroida; Toxopneustidae
Product: carboxypeptidase B-like
Exons: 10
Coding region: 55-1311 (418 amino acids)
Biological process (GO): proteolysis
Molecular function (GO): zinc ion binding; metallocarboxypeptidase activity
Source: RefSeq, a predicted model, not a curated record
AAAAGCUCCAAAGCAUCAUUCUUGUGAGAACUAUAGGACGAUAGGAUCUCCAAGAUGAAGACUUUAAUUCUUCUAGCGCUGGUUGCUGUGGCUUCUGCAGUAUGUUAUGACGGAUACCAGGCACUUCGAGUUGAGCCAGCGAAUGAACUUCAGCUGGACUUUCUCAAUACAUUGAAAAAUGAACUGGAGGGAAAGAUAUCAUUCUGGUCUCAACCCCGAACUACCAAGCGACCGACUGACAUCCUUGUCCAACCUCGCUUCCAGGAUGACAUCAAGGAAUUGUUGGAUGCUAAACAGAUCAAAUAUUCUGUCAUGAUCGAUGAUGUCCAGUCCGUCAUCGACUCCCAGGCUCGCUCCGAAGACGAUGUAAAGAUUGGCGCCGAUUUCGACUACAGUAUGUACCACACAUACGAAGAGAUCCAAGCUUGGGUAUUUGAGAUCACUGCUGCUCACAGCGCAAUUGCUCAACAAUUCCAGAUCGCUACUUCGACUGAAGGUCGCGCCAUCAAUGCCGUAAAGAUCAGUACUGGAGGUAUUGGUACCAAGAAGGCAGUCUACUGGCAGGGAGGUAUCCAUGCUCGUGAGUGGGUGUCACCUGCGACCGUCAUGUUCAUCACUAAAUCUCUUCUAGAAAACUAUGGUGUGGACAGCGAUGUCACUGAGAUCCUUGAUGCUUUCGACUUCUACAUCGUACCCUCACUCAAUGUCGACGGCUACUCUUAUACCUGGACUCGUGACCGUAUGUGGAGAAAGACACGAUCAGUUAACAGUGGUAGUGCAUGUCGAGGAGUAGACCCUAACAGGAACUAUGAGUAUGAAUGGGGAGGCGAGGGUGCCAGCACCAGUGCCUGCUCAGACACCUACCGUGGCCCUAACGCCUUCUCUGAGCCAGAGGUUGCUGGUACAACUUCUUUCCUUCUCAACGCCAACCAGGAGUUCGUUUGCUUCAUCGACUUCCACAGUUACUCUCAGCUCUGGCUCGCUCCGUGGUCGUUCACCGCCAGGGCUAUCCUGCCUCUGGACAAGGACGAUCAUGACGAGGCUGCUGCCAAAGCUGUAAACGCUCUUGCAAGUGUACAUGGUACCGAUUACAUAUAUGGCCCUUCUGCAAGGACCCUUUACGCCGCAUCUGGAUGCAGCGAAGAUUGGGGCUACGUCACUCUGGGAGCAAAGUAUUCUUACGUUGUGGAGCUGAGAGAUACUGGACGGUACGGUUUCCUUCUUCCAGCCAACCAGAUCAUACCAACUGGCGAAGAGACGUAUGAAGCUGUAAAGGCUCUAUGCAAACACAUGGUGGAGGAAUACAAGUAGAUCAUUCACUUGCCAAUUGCCUAAACGAACUCGAAACCAUGAUUUGCAGACUUCCAAGAUAUCAUGUUUAAGGAAGACUAAUCUAAAAGAAGGAGAAAUAUGCAUCAUCUAAACGUUCUUUGCAAAGCUUUGGGAGAACUAUCUCUUAAUGAUUCGACUCCUGUUGCUUUGUCUACAUAAUCAUACCUCAGUCAUGAAACCGUUUCAUUUACAAAUAUAUGCAUUGGUUCAAUAUGGAUUUGGAACAAUCAACAUGUCGACUACGAAACAAAGUAUUGUGUUAAAUACACGUUAAAUACAUGAUACAAUUAUACGUAUAA